GAAAGAACAACAAAAGAAAAACAAGAUGGCAAAGCAGUUUGUUGCAGUGUUUCUCAUGUGCAUGGUUGUCGUUGCCGCAGUGCACAUUCACAAGGCUGAAGCCACCACCGCGCAGCAGUUCAGUGACUGCUAUAACAGCUGUUACAAUGGGUGCUAUCAGGAUGGAAAGGGCAUCGGCUCCACCUUCUGCGAGAUGAAGUGUGAUGCUGAUUGUGUCGCCAAAGAAACCAAAGCCAAACUGUUGGGCGAGUAGGCUUUGAUGAAGGACCAAAGGAAAAGGGUGGGUUCAUGUUCGUCUCCAAUAAACUAGAGCAGUGAGAGCAAUAAAGUGGUGUAAAGAAAAUUUUUUUCUUCUUUGAAGUUUUAUUUUUCUUUCCACAACCAUGUACGCUUAAUGAUUGAAAUAAAAAUCUCAAGCUCUUUUUAUA
Messenger RNA from Coffea eugenioides, 428 nucleotides. RefSeq names its product major pollen allergen Ole e 6-like. NCBI's taxonomy places the organism in Eukaryota, Viridiplantae, Streptophyta, Magnoliopsida, Gentianales, Rubiaceae. The transcript is spliced from 2 exons. The record is from RefSeq and is a predicted model, not a curated record. The coding region runs from base 26 to 253 and encodes 75 amino acids.